UAAUUUCAUUAUUCAUUAGUCUAUCAUAUCAAGAUAAUGAUAUUUUGCCGGCUGUACCGCUUGUUGUCAAAAGUCCAUACCUGUCCACAUGGAUGUCCGCUCGAGAGCUGUACGGUACGUGGCCUACAUUCUGGAGAGGACCUGUCAGAGGAAUGGCAGGUCUGGUUCGAGUAGACGGCAAAACCUAUGAGUUUAUGGGUCAUCCAACCCAAGACAAUAUUGGCACAAAUCUUCAGGCAAAACAAGUUGGACUGAAAGUGACACCGACUCAGUCGAUAUUUACCUUCAAUGCCGGUCCCAUUGUACUGGAAGUUAACUUUUUUACACCAAUAGAUCCGACAGAUUUGAAACGGCUGUCACUUCCGGCUUCAUAUAUAGCGGCCACUGUCCGGUCAACAGAUAAAUCCAAACAUGACGUACAGCUCUAUAUUGAUUUGUCCGGCGAAUGGACAUCAAGUGAUGUCAAUGAAGUGGUCGAAUGGGAUGUCUUUAAAGUAAACAAUGUUAUACUCAAUGCAAAUCUUCAUUUGAAAAACCAGAAAACGUUUGAUGAAUUUAAUGAUAUGGCUAAAUGGGGAACAAUCAAGUUUUUUACCGAUUCAUUAAUUACAUAUAAGGCGGGUGACUCUGUAUCGUUGCGCUCAAAAUUUGUAAAAGACGGUAUACUUGACGAUAUAGUUGAUAAAAACUAUCGGCGCAUAAAUGACAACUGGCCCGGAGUGGCAUUUGCUCGCAAUAUGAUUGCCAGUGAACAGAGAUCAGAGACUGUCUUUUAUGGUGUCGCACAUGUUAGACGUCCGGCCAUCAACUAUACUGAUUCUCAGUUAAACCAACUUUGGGAAAGUUAUUUCAGUGGUGACGACAACAAAAUGAUUGAUUUUGUGUUGGGUGAGAGUCAGGCAGCACUCAAAAGAGCUGUCGAUUUGGACAGUCGUAUUGUGGCCGAUGCUCACAAAGUUGGUGGCGAUAGUUAUGUCAAAGUGGUCUCAGCAGCACUAAGACAGGCAUUUGGUGGCACUGAACUGGUGGGUACACCUGAAAAACCAUGGCUUAUGCUUAAAGAGAUUUCAUCGGACGGCAACUGUCAGACAGUGGAUGUUAUUUACCCCCACUUUCCCGUCCAGUUAUACCUAAACCCACUUCUACUUAAAUAUCUUUUGGAUCCACUUAUAGACAAUCAAGAAAAAGGUUAUUUUCCAUACAAAUAUUGUAUUCACGAUUUGGGAUCAAGUUAUCCGCGUUGUAUUGGACACAGAGAUGGUAAACAAGAAGAUAUGGAAGUCGAGGAAAGUGCUAAUAUGUUGAUUAUGAUGUCGGCCUAUGUUAGAGCAACUGAUGAUAAGGAUUGGGCUACAAAACACUACAAAAUAGCCAAACAAUGGACUCAAUAUCUUGUUGACCACGGAUUGAUAACUGGCGAUGCCUUAACCACUGAUGAUUUCUUGCAAAGAAUUAAAAACUCGACAAACUUGUCGAUCAAAGCUAUUGCAGGUAUCGGAGCAAUGGCACAGUUGUCUGAAAAAGUAGGCAAUCAAGCGGAUCAAAAAUACUACCGACAAAUUGCCGAAAACUAUGUCACUAAAUGGAUAGAUUAUGCUGAAGAUCCGUCUAAAAAACAUUUGAAAUUUAGUUACAAUACGGCCAACACAUGGUUUAUGGUUUACAAUAUGUACGCCGAUAUCUUGUUGGACACUAAACUGGUGCCCGAAUGGGUUUACAAACAACAAGAUGAGUGGUACUUAUCGGUACCCAACAAAUAUGGUGUACCCCUGUCCAAUGUCGACGCCCAGACAAAGUUAGAUUGGGUUAUGUUUACCGCAGCCUCCAGUUCUGACUCACGGCUCCGUCAAUUGAUGUUCGAUAGGACUGCCCAAUGGCUUAGAGAAACCACAGGUCGGGUACCUUUCUCUGAUAGGAUUGACAGCAAUUCAGGCCAACCGAUACAUUUUAUUAACCGACCAGUCAUUGGUGGUGUGUUUGCACCGUUGACUGUCAAUAGAAAAUAA
Messenger RNA from Oppia nitens, 2006 nucleotides. RefSeq lists its product as uncharacterized. NCBI's taxonomy places the organism in Eukaryota, Metazoa, Arthropoda, Arachnida, Sarcoptiformes, Oppiidae. The record is from RefSeq and is a predicted model, not a curated record. The transcript has 7 exons. Gene Ontology annotation, biological process: carbohydrate metabolic process. Bases 93 to 2006 code for a protein of 637 amino acids.